AUGCCCAAAAAGAGUCGCAGUGCUUCCGUGGGUACCUUGGCGGAAUUGAACACUUCUACGGAUGGUGAUGACGGUGAUGACAACAGCGUCGCUGGUUCUCUCAAUUUGAACGAUCUCGACAUUCUCUCCGAUGAUGAAGAUGAUAUUCUGGAAGAUGGCGAAGACGUCCCACCUCCUCCCAAUAGCGAAUUGGCCAAAGCACUCAUGUCGCCACCAGAACCAUCGCCUGGUGUCUUUAAACGAAAAUCCGCAUCAUCAGCAUCAUCCACAAGAAAGAGCCGAAAAUCAAAGCUAAAAGGCAGCAAAAGCAAAUCCUUGUCGGCCAUUGAUUAUCAGUUCAAGUCUCCCAAAGGAGGAGACGUUUCCGAGGACGAAUCCAUUACCGAAGAAGCCGAAUCUCCUUCCUUUUCUUCGCUCUGUUCCCCUCCUGAAACUCCAUCGAGCAAAAGUAACAAGCGACGAAGUUCCAAAAAGAGGUUCUUGGGACUCUCCACAGCCUUGAAAGAAAAUGGCGAUGCAUCCUCAGCAUUGCCCAUGGGCGGUGAAAUGGUCUCGUCCAUGCGCAAAACGAGGGCUUCCAUUAUCAAUGGUGGUGACUCGUCAAGACGCUCCAAACGAACAGUGGAUGACAGUUCCAGACGUUCCAAACGUUCCUCCUCACGCACAAAAACAGGCGGAAGCGAAGACAGUUCACGGCGCUCCAAACGAACGUCUGACAAGGAUGGUGGCAGUUCGAGACGCUCUCGCAGAUCCUCACGCACGGCCGAUUCCUCCUCUUCCACACCAGCACGCAGCAGCAGCCGGAAAAAGAAAUCCAAAAAGGCAAGCAAAAAGGACAAGCGCAAAUCUGCCGAAUCCAAUGCUUCCAACACCACCUCGGCUACGGUCGACAUGGACGAAAGUUGGGCCAGUCUGGUGGAAAAAGACAACAACACUACUACUACUACUACUGCAGCACCCAUGAUUGCCACAAAAAACCAACCGUUGCACGAAGAAUGUCAAUCGGCUGGGGUCAAUUCCAUGUUUCACAACAGCAUUAACUUUGGUAAUUUUGGUGAGAGUGGCAGAACGUCUUCCGAUUCUUCUUUAGAUCUAAGUGAAGAUGAUGAUGAUGAUGACGACGACAAUGACAAGGACAAUGAUGACAAAAAAGUCCAAGAGAAGAAAAAGGAGCUUCCCAAGUAUUUGGGUCAUGCCUCGCUCACGGAAAUUGAUUUCAGUUUGAUGAAUGACAGCAAGGACGAAGAAGACGAAGAAAAAAAAGAAGAAUUGCCCAGCAUCAAGGAAGAAGUCAUCAAACCUCCACCCUCGAGGCGCUCUCUGCAACGGACACCCUCAUCUCGACGUGGCUUGUCCUGUGGGCCAGUUCGUCAACGCUCGUCCAGAGGCAGAGACGAAGAUCGACCCAGUUCCAAACGUGGCUUUUCCGCCAGUCCAGAACGCAAGGCUCACACUGCGGCAGAGGCCAUGGAAGUGGAACGGCCCUUGCUUUCUUGCAUGAAAGGUUCACGAGGCAAAUUGUUACCAACAAAGCUCAAACAUCCCCCCCAUGUCUAUUUCAACGAGACCCUCGUUAUUACUCCCAUCAUUCCUACCUACGAAUUGGCUUCGAAACGAUCUGAUUUGUGGUUUCGACAAAAGGAUUUUGACAAGAUUUUGAAUCGAAGCAUGGCCAUUGCGUUGCGGGUAAAGGAAGGCAAGAAGACGAAAAAGUGCGUGCGAGGUUUGGAACAUUUCCUAAAGGACAAGGAGGAACGAUAUGCGGCGUGGAAUGCCGUCUUGGUGGAACAAGAAAUACAACACUUGUCUGGGAAUUUUAGUGAUGUGCGCAUUAGUGACUUGUACUUGGCGGCGUCGACGACGUGUCGGACGGAAGCCUUUGAUAGGGCAAAAGACGACAGUGACGCCGUUUUGGAGUACAUGACGGAAUAA
Cylindrotheca closterium is the source of this 1932-nucleotide messenger RNA. Lineage: Eukaryota; Bacillariophyta; Bacillariophyceae; Bacillariales; Bacillariaceae. The record is from the annotation of a GenBank genome assembly.